Salvelinus sp. IW2-2015 is the source of this 942-nucleotide messenger RNA. Its product is annotated as polypeptide N-acetylgalactosaminyltransferase-like 6. Gene Ontology annotation, biological process: protein O-linked glycosylation. Lineage: Eukaryota; Metazoa; Chordata; Actinopteri; Salmoniformes; Salmonidae. Gene Ontology annotation, molecular function: polypeptide N-acetylgalactosaminyltransferase activity. The record is from RefSeq and is a predicted model, not a curated record. Gene Ontology annotation, cellular component: Golgi apparatus.
AUGCGCAGCCAGUACGCAGGUCAUGAGAUACUGGUAGAUGAGAACAGGAAACAGUUGACAGCGAAGGACACAUACACCUGGACAGACGGCUUGAGGAGGAGAGACUGGCAUGAUAACGAGAGCAUCAGGAGAGACGAACUGCGUGUCGGGAAAGGGGAGCACGGCAAGCCCUACCCUCUGGCUGAGGAUGAGUGUGACGACUCGGUUUACAAGGAGAACGGCUUCAACAUCUACGUUAGUAACAACAUCGCCCUGGACCGCUCUCUACCAGACAUCAGACAUCCAAACUGCAAGACAAAGCUGUACCUGGAGAACCUUCCCAACACCAGCAUCAUCAUCCCCUUCCACAACGAGGGCUGGUCGUCCCUGCUGAGGACCAUCCACAGCAUCUCCUACCGCACCCCAGACCACCUCAUCGCUGAGAUCAUACUGGUGGACGACUACAGUGACAGAGAGCACCUGAAGGGCCGUCUGGAGGAGUACAUGGCCCGGUUCCCCAAGGUGCGCAUCGUUCGGACCAAGAAGAGGGAGGGUCUGAUCCGUACCCGUCUGCUGGGGGCCUCGGUGGCCAAGGGAGAAGUCCUCACCUUCUUGGACUCUCACUGUGAGGCCAACGUCAACUGGCUGCCCCCCCUGCUUGACCAGAUUGCCCAGAACCCCAAGACCAUCGUGUGCCCUAUGAUUGACGUGAUCGACCAUAACCACUUUGGAUAUGAAGCCCAGGCUGGGGACGCCAUGAGGGGAGCCUUCGACUGGGAGAUGUACUACAAACGCAUCCCCAUCCCUCCAGAGCUCCAGGGCCCCGACACAAGUGAUCCCUAUGAGUCUCCAGUGAUGGCCGGAGGUCUCUUUGCCGUCAACCGUCAGUGGUUCUGGGAGCUGGGUGGCUACGACACUGGCUUGGAAAUAUGGGGCGGAGAGCAGUACGAGAUAUCGUUCAAG